AAUGUAAGCCAAAUUACCUGGAGGAAAUGGUCAUCUCUCACCUAAUUUACAUAUUAAUGAAAUCGCCUAUCUUGGUGCUCACAAUUCACCUAUGUCAAAAUGUUAUGGAUGGAAAUAUACACAACAAAAUGUCUCUAUAACAGAGUAGUUUGAAAAGCAUGGUGCCAGGCAUUUCAAAUUCCCAUUACAUUGGCACCUUGAAAAGGGAGUCCCUUAGGUAUUUUUUAUUUAGUAUUUUCGAUCGUCAUUGCACAUGAAGGAGAUGGUGGAUCCAAUUGUAAAUUAAGUGUCUUAUAAAGACUUUUUACUGAUCCAGAAUCAGCUUGUCAUCGUCUGAAAGAAUUAUUUAAUUUGGCCUACAAGUAUCCAAAUGAAA
Molecule: messenger RNA, 376 nt
Organism: Paramecium octaurelia
Lineage: Eukaryota; Ciliophora; Oligohymenophorea; Peniculida; Parameciidae
Source: the annotation of a GenBank genome assembly